Messenger RNA from Patella vulgata (common limpet), 4644 nucleotides. RefSeq names its product synaptic vesicle membrane protein VAT-1 homolog-like. Gene Ontology annotation, molecular function: oxidoreductase activity. The record is from RefSeq and is a predicted model, not a curated record. NCBI's taxonomy places the organism in Eukaryota, Metazoa, Mollusca, Gastropoda, Patellidae. The coding region runs from base 396 to 1607 and encodes 403 amino acids. The transcript is spliced from 10 exons.
ACCGAUUGAUUGUCAGCAUUUCAACCUAAGUCUCGUAUACAAAAAGGUCGGAAAAUCAAUAAUGGUCACUUUGUUUACAACAUUACGCAUUAAAGGAUUACGCAAUAUAUCUUCGACAAUGCAGAGAAAAUCGAACGUGUUUACAUCAACGUUGGUUCCGAUUGAAGACGAGGUCCAUUGCUAUAGCAUAGCGUGUAUACGCUAAGCGUGUGAAACACAGCAGAGAGAUCUAGUCGAUAUUUGCCACCACCCACACUGUCGAGAUGUAUCGGCUUGCCGUCGUGAAAUCAGCAUAAUUAAUAUUUUUAUUGACCUUGGAUAAGCGAUAGGCCUUACGACCCCUAGUCCUGGACUUGCUGAGUAAGAUUCGUUUUUCAACACCAGUCAAUUCUAAUAUGUCGGAAUCGGCUGCACCGACUGCUCCAGGUACUACCGAACAAGAUGGCAAAGUUGUUGAAUCUGAAUCGCCUACUCCGGUCAAGGAGAUGAAGAGUUUGGUAUUGACAGGAUUCGGCGGAAUCAAAAUGUUAAAGGUAUUGCAGAAUCCAGAACCAACAGUCAGUGAAACCGAAGUUCUGAUCCGAGUGAAAGCUGGUGGGUUAAAUUUUCCCGAUUUAAUGGUAAGACAGGGUGUAAUAGAGAAUCCACCUAAGACGCCAAUUAUUAUGGGGUUCGAAUGUUCUGGUGUAAUAGAGGCUCUUGGAGAAAAUACUACUGGUUUAAAUGUUGGAGAUAGAGUUAUAGGUUUCAGUGACUAUAAAUGCUGGGCAGAACUGGUAGCCAUACCCGCUAAAUACGUUUAUAAGAUGCCUGAUAAUAUGUCAUUCCAUGAAGGAGCUUCUUUUCCUAUGAAUUUUGCCACUGCAUAUAUUUUAUUAUUUGAUAUUGCUAAUUUAAGAAAAGGGCAGUCGUUAUUACUGCAUGCUGUUGCCGGUGGUGUGGGAACAGCAAUAUGUCAGCUGUGUAAAACAGUUGAAGAUGUUACUGUUUUUGGAACCGCGUCUGCUGGAAAACAUGAUUCUGUUAGAGACAAUUUAACUCAUAUUUAUGACCAUGCGACUGAUUAUUGUCAAGAAGUUAGAAAAGUAUUUCCGCAAGGUGUAGAUAUAGUGUUAGAUUGCUUAUGUGGUGAUGAUACUAAUAGAGGUAUCAGUCUUCUAAAACCAAUGGGAAAAUACAUUUUAUAUGGUUCAUCAAAUAUAGUAACAGGCGAGACCAAAAGCUUUUUCAGUUUUGCUAAAUCUUGGUGGCAGGUUGAUAAAGUAUCACCAAUCAAAUUGUUUGAUGAAAAUAAAGUUAUUGGUGGGUUCCAGCUACGCCGUCUGCUCUUCCAACAAGGGCAAGAUGGGUAUGUUCGUGAUAUCAUGAAUAAACUGAUGAAAUUAUACAAAGAUAAAAAGAUAAAACCAACUAUAGAUUCAGCAUGGGCGUUUGAAGAUGCUGGAGAUGCUAUGCAAAAGAUCCAGGAUCGUAAGAACAUUGGCAAAAUAAUUUUGGAUCCCACUGCACAACCAAAACCAAGACCAAAGGAAGCUACCACUGAACCCGCUACUGAGGCCACUGCCGAUGGCGAAGCUAAAAAAGAUGAAACAAAAUCUGAAGCUUAGAGGCUUAGAACUUUUCAACCAGCUCUCUUACCAAGGUAUACCAUCUUUUUUGUAGAUGAAUACAAACUAUGACUUCAACAGAAACUAUCAAGGUCUGAUUUUCGAAUCUUUCAACAUAGACUUUAGUAUAUAAUAGAAGCUUCGGUGCUUAAGGCCUGCAUCACCAUAAGAAUGCCUACUGGUUACAGUACUUCAAGCGAUUCAAAUAUAUUUAUUAUGAAUUUAAAUCAAUAAGUAAUUUAAUAUUGCUUAUUAUUUGUGUAUUAUCUUUCUUUAUAUACUUUGUAUUAUAACCAUUUAUAUUGUGGUGUAUUUUACAGAAGAGAUUACAGAUGAUUUAUUUUCUUUUAUAUAGUAAAUAUAUUCCAAUAUAUAAAUUGAUGUUUAAUUAUUUUGAUCUCCUAGACCCCCCCCCCCCCAAACAAAUUUAGUUUGCUAUGUUUAUACAUAUAUUUAAAUUCUUUAGUUGUAUAAUAGAAUUUACAACCUUGCUGUAUCGUACAAUAUUUGACACAUAUACUCAAUAAAAAGCAUUAAGGAUGGAAUUAUUCCAAGUGCUUUCGGUAUUAGAGGUCACGGUUUAUAUCGUUACGGUGUCGGUGCUGUGAAUGACCCUGUGUAUAGCAGAAAAUAGAUUAAUAUUAAUAUUAACGGGAUUUUUUUUAUUUCAAUAAAGCAUUUGGCUUACUCUUUUUUGAAACUCCUGAAACCAUUUCUCAUCUGAAGGGUUCACAUGGUUAAUUAUACAUUUUUGUUGUACCAGAAUACAAAUUUCCAAUCCAUAAUCUACCUAUUGAAAACAAUAUCCAAAAUACCAUUUGUGGCUGAGAAACCGAAAAAAACACAGCCGCUCGGUUUCAAUAGCCUAAUGAUUUUAGUCGAAAUUGAUCAACUUCCCUUCGCUGUGCUCAGAUGAGUGCCGCUUUUGCGUUGUGAAAAAAUAAAUAUUAAAGUGUGAUUUUGUCCAAACUGUUAAUAUUAAAAUAUAAAUGAAGUUGUUUUAUUUUUUAACAAAAUUUAUUUUAUUAAAAAUAUAUAUUUUAACAUGUAGAAAUGUUAAUUACCUUUAGAAUGUUUGAUGUAAAAAAAAAACCCAGAUAGGUUACUAUAAUAAUAGACGAUAAAAAACUACCAAAUACCUUGUGACGUCUUUAUUUCCUUUAGAAGUUAUACCUGUAGCUUUAUUAAAGAUACAUUAUGGAAGAUAAGAUAAAGAGCUGGCAGUUCUCACUAUAAUAGAUAAAAGAACUAGAUAAUAUAAUGGGAAUAUGUUGAAAAUUUCAGUCAAAUUGCUCCACUCUGAACCGAGAUAAUAGCGAUUGAUUUUUCGGUCUAGCCUCUGGCAACAUUACUAAAGUCGGUACGAUAAAAAAAACAUAGUCUCGAUUAUCCAUUUUUGGAUUUAAUCAUCAAUGAGCGUUGAGCUGCAGAUAGGAUUCAAAUCCAGUGACAAUCUGACACAUAAGAUGGCAUCGAGAGUUGAUUACGGUCUUUUCAUGUUAAUAAACGUCUAAUUAAAAGUUUAUAUAACAUUUCAGGCCUAAAGAAAGACAUGAUAUAGGCAGAUUUAGCUCUUGCAUAAUGUAUUUUUAACGCAAAAAAUGAACAGAUAAUAUUUAAAACCACACUGAAUAGCUUUCGUGUCAAAUCAUGACGUCAAUUGUAAUUGAAGCCACAAACUGAUUAAAACACAGAUCCAAUUUCGUUUCGUUUUUAUAGUUCAAAAUUUAGAUUUUACUUGUCUUUAAUACACUUGGUGUAGGUCAUCGAAAGUAUAAAAAAACGAAACGAAAUAUAGAUCUAUAUUUUAAUUAGAUUGUUGACGCCACAUUUAUCUAUUUAGUAAGUUUAUCGUCUUUUGAUUUACAUGCCUCACUCAAACUUCCAAUUUACAUUACACAACCGUCACUAACGCUGUAACGAUUUUCUGUACGACUUUAAGAAAAGGACAACAAUUUGAUAAAAACACUCAUGUAACCGAAAUUUUUAUUUCAAUAACGUGCGAUUGCUUUAUACCCAGAUGAUCGUACAGUUUUUGUAGUGGUGUGUAUUAUAUGGUGGACCAGGAUAUUACAGCCCUGUGUUGUUAAAACCUAAAAGAAAAAAAAAACAAAGCUUGUAGCAAUGACUUAUUGUUCCCUUUCUGUACCGCAGAGCUAUGAUAUAAUCUGGUCAAUUUCCAUCUAUUGUUUAAAGUGGACAACUUCCACUUUAAAUGCAGGUACACAAGUAAGUAAAAUCUACAGAAAUGGCAAACUGUAAAACAUUAACAUGGCAUGGUUGGCACAUCCCCUUGGUAGAAAAUCCUCCUGAAUACAUUAAUCAUUUUAUUUCGUCUUCCCAGGAAGAUUUCAACACAUGUAAUAAUUUGGUUUACAAUCAUGCAAUAUAGUGGAGCAUUAAUUCUUUGACGGGAAUGUAUUAUACAAUAUAUGAUACUUUAAACUCAACUACACACCUGUAUUCUUAUCACAAAUUAUAAGCUAGUGUUGAUCUCUGUACCAAAAUGUAAUAGAACAUAAUAUUUUAGGUUUACUUAUGAUGACUUAUGGCAUGCAUUUUGCCCUUUCGUACUUUGUGAAUCAAAUUGGUGUUAUUAUUGACUUGUCAAAUCAUGGACAUGCCAAACUUCUUUAUUCGGCCAAAAUUUAUUUUACAUCUGAAGGUUUAAAGGACAAUAUUGGUGCCAGUCAUUAUCACAUAUGUGAUAGAGCUGGUUAAACACAUUCCAAAUAUAAUUUUAACACAGAGAUCAUUGCUACGAUAGCUGAGUAAUACAGGUUUCCUGAAUCGGAAGUGACGAACGCCAAAGGAAAACACGAGUCACCCCUCUAUAAAACUGACUGAUGUGACGAGUGAUAACAGAUACACGGCCGAAUUUCUGCUCACUAAUAAUUCCUUCGAAGACCAAAAGUUGUUUUUUUCUCAUUACACAAUAUUGUUAUUUAUUGUUUUGUUGUUUUAUGCAGGUUAUAUUUUAGAAUAUUAUUAUUAGACAUAUAAAUAUAUCAAUAUAAUAAAACAUUUGUUCACUGUU